Messenger RNA from Linnemannia hyalina, 705 nucleotides. The record is from the annotation of a GenBank genome assembly. NCBI's taxonomy places the organism in Eukaryota, Fungi, Mortierellomycota, Mortierellomycetes, Mortierellales, Mortierellaceae.
AUGGCCCCCCAGGAUGACAGUGGAGGUCAGAACGAAGCCCGAAAUGCAGUGACGCUAGUGCAGUGGAACUUGGAAUCUUUGAUCUGUGCAGUGGAACUUGGAAUCUUUGAUCUGGUUCGUGCUAGUGCAGUGGAACUUGACGUAAAACCGAAUCCACCACUCCGGUUGGCACAGUAUCUCCAGGUGGAGAACAAAUUGUCAACCAUUAAGAGUCUUGAAGGAACCAUCCUCGAAGUUCAGAAGCAAUGCAGAGAUAACUGUUUAAGGUUCCUCGAGGUCGAGAAGGCUUGCAACAGAUAUAAAAUCUCCAGUGGGACCCUAUUUGAUGGCGUGGAUGUGAAUCCGGUUGAGGCCAACCCAGUCUACAAGAAGGAUCUCGGCAUCAUCAACCCUUUGACCGCGGUGCAAUUACUACACUGCACCUGCGAUUACCUAACGAGAGUCGGACAAGCGGCCGCGCGAUUCGAUCCACAACUGUUUGUGGACGCCGAAACUUUGUUCCGAACGCGCCUCGAGGAGUUCAGGGCUGAGAUUGAGAAUGAGAGGAUGCUGCAGGAGAUCCGACUUGAGACUCUUAAAUUUGAGAAUGUGAACAAGAGACAACUGGAUAACGCGGUCCUCUUAACAUGUAUCACAGCGGUGGGUAUGGCAAUCACAGCAGCCCUCAGUAUAGCAAGCUUGGCGACUAGUAAGAAGUGUCCAUAG